AUGAUACGGACAAUACUCGAAAAGCAAUCAGAAACGGGAGCUAUUGAUAGUGAUCACAGGGGUAGGAAAGUUGGCAAAGUUGUUCUUGACGACAAUCUAAUUCAAGGUGUUAAGGACCACAUUAACUCCAUCCCGCGAAUCGAAAGUCAUUACCUUAGGGCACAAUCAACCCGAGAAUUUAUAGAAGGUGGUAAGACAUUGAUACAGUUGUAUAGAGACUACAAAGCACUGGCUGAAGCCAAUAAUAAAUCUUUUGUGAAGGAAUCUAUGUACAGACAUAUUUUUAAUACACAAUUUAACAUUUCCUUCUUUAUACCCAAAAAAGACCAGUGUGAGGAAUGCGAGUCAAACAAAAAUAGUCAGAAUGAGCAACGUGAUAAUACGUCAUUUUUGAGGCAUUUGGAGGAAAAACAGCUUGCACGUGAAGAAAAAGAAAUUGACAAAAAACGUUCAUCAAAUGAACUGGUCUGUGCUGUCUACGAUCUUCAAGCAGUUCUCACCGUUCCUCGAGGUGACGUUUCAGUAUUUUAUUAUAUUAGUAAAGUGGCAAAUUAUAAUUUAACUGUUUGUGAAUUACAAAGCAUGCAGGCCUUUUGCUAUUUAUGGCACGAAGGUGAAGCACACAGAGGACCAAACGAAAUUGCUUCUUGUAUUUUCAAAUUUAUCCAGAAGAAAUCUGAGGAGAGAACGAACGACUUUGAAAUAAUUUUCUAUUCAGAUAACUGCGGUGGCCAAAAUAAAAAUAAAUUCAUUAUUGGCUUGUAUCAGUACGCUUUAAAAAUAUUUCUCAACUUGAAAACAAUCACACACAAGUUUUUAAUUCGGGGACAUACGCAAAACGAGGGUGAUUCCGUUCAUUCGGUCAUUGAAAAACAAAUAAAUUUGUCCCUAAAAUCGUCACCUAUUUACACUGCAUAUCAAUACGCACAAAUCAUAAGAGAUUCUAAAAAGAAAGCUCCGUUUUUCAAAGUUGAAGAACUUGAUCACUCAAACUUUUUGAAUUUCAAGGACUAUACUUCACAGAUAGGAAAUAAUUUCAAUAAGAACACUAACUCAGAAUCCAUACAUUUCAAUGAUAUUAAGGUCCUAAAACUGUCUCGUGGUAAAACAAACUCAUUUGAAUAUAAAACAUCAUACAAAGACGAAACGUUCAAAACAAUCGAUUUUACAAAAAAGAGGAAAACUAGAGUCAGCCAAGACUUAAUGGUCGUGGAUAAAGCAUAUUUGAAACCUUGUGGAAUCUUGCCAAAGAAAAAAGAAGAUCUGAUGAAAUUAUGUACCAAAAACCAUAUUCCUCCAUCAUUUCACUCGUUCUACAGUAAUUUGUAA
Molecule: messenger RNA, 1329 nt
Organism: Macrosiphum euphorbiae (potato aphid)
Lineage: Eukaryota; Metazoa; Arthropoda; Insecta; Hemiptera; Aphididae
Source: the annotation of a GenBank genome assembly